This is a messenger RNA of Helicoverpa zea (corn earworm), 5004 nucleotides long. It is a transcript of the gene fzr, whose product is annotated as fizzy-related protein homolog. The coding region runs from base 475 to 1950 and encodes 491 amino acids. Gene Ontology annotation, molecular function: ubiquitin ligase activator activity; anaphase-promoting complex binding; protein binding. Gene Ontology annotation, biological process: positive regulation of anaphase-promoting complex-dependent catabolic process; positive regulation of ubiquitin protein ligase activity; anaphase-promoting complex-dependent catabolic process. Gene Ontology annotation, cellular component: anaphase-promoting complex. The transcript has 10 exons. Lineage: Eukaryota; Metazoa; Arthropoda; Insecta; Lepidoptera; Noctuidae. The record is from RefSeq and is a predicted model, not a curated record.
AUUUAUGCUGUGUGUGACAGUCCGCGAAAGAAUUAUUUUAUCAUUUUUUUACUGAACUCUUAUAAUUUAACACGUAAAAUAUUGAUCAGAAUCCUUAAAUUGUGUCUGUGGAACUUUACAAUAUCGGUAUACAAAGUAUUGUGGGACAAUAUCGUUAUGUGCGUUAUCUCUCAGUAGCCAUGGACGAUGUGUUCUGUUGCGCUAUGGAGCAUGUCCAAUGUAGUCAAAUGGUACUCAGCAGUCGGUGAGAGCGCUCCUGCCUCUGAUGUUGUUUGUUUUGGCUCCGGACACUGAAGUAAACAGUGUGUUCGGAACUUAUCAUCGGCGGACGAUGCUCGAUUGAGGACAAACCUGUUUCAUAAAAUAUUCUAGUCUACAUUCUUCCAUAUACCCUCAAGUUUUUGUGAUUUAGACUAUUUGAAUUUUGGUCAGUUAUUGUGUGGGACUUUUGACAAAGGACUGGUAACGUGAAACAUGUUCAGUAAACAUUACGAGACCAGGCUGCUGCAGCAAUGCAGCCCCCUGAGUAAGAAGCAGUGCAUCAGGUUCCCAGCAGAACACACAAAUGGAGACAGAUUUACGCCGUGCAGGGCUGGGAACAACUGGCAGACAGCAUUUCAAGCGAUACACAGAGGAACAGAAAACCAGCCCACAAAGAAAGCGCGAGGCGAUGGCGGCGGGGACAACGGCACGGGUGCUCGAGACCAACACGCGUACAACUGUCUCCUUCAGAACGAACUCCUCGGUGCCCAGAUAGAGGAGGUCCGAGGACCUUCAGCCUCCUGCGCGGAGGGCAACAAGGCCAGCUUGGGCACCGCACAGACCCCAAAGUCCUCGCCAGCAUAUCUGCCUGUCUACAGAUUUAAUGCGCAAAGUCAUAAUGCUGUGGAAAACAUCGAUCCUUCACCAUACAGCCUGUCACCCAUAUCGGCAAAGUCGGAGAAAUUGCUGCGCUCGCCCAGGAAGGCCACGCGGAAGAUUUCGAGGAUCCCCUUCAAGGUCCUGGAUGCUCCGGAGCUACAGGACGACUUCUACUUGAACCUGGUGGACUGGUCAGCGCAGAACGUGCUCAGUGUUGGUCUUGGGAGCUGUGUGUAUUUGUGGAGCGCUUGUACUAGUCAGGUGACCAGGCUAUGCGAUCUGUCGUCGGAAGGCAACGCCGUGACCUCUGUAGCUUGGAGCGAGAGGGGGCAUUUGGUAGCAGUGGGCACGCAAAAAGGACAUAUCAGUGUUUGGGAUGUUGCUGUUAAUAAAGAGGUGACGAAACUACAGGGGCACAUCGCUCGAGUGGGAGCUCUUGCGUGGAAUGGAGACAUACUCAGUUCUGGAUCCAGAGACAGGCAUAUACGGCAGAGGGAUACUAGGACACCACCGGUGCAAGCAAAUCGCGUACUUCAAGGCCAUAGACAAGAGGUGUGCGGCCUCAAAUGGUCGCCGGACGGACAGUCGCUGGCGUCCGGAGGCAACGACAAUAAACUCUUCGUAUGGUCUAUGCACUCGACAUCUCCCGUGCAAACGUACUCCGCCCACGUGGCGGCGGUGAAGGCGAUCGCGUGGUCGCCUCACCAGCACGGUCUGCUCGCGUCCGGCGGCGGCACCGCGGACCGCUGCAUUCGCUUCUGGAACACCCUCACUUCACAGCCCAUGCAGUGUGUUGACACAGGAUCUCAAGUAUGCAACCUGGCGUGGUCGAAGCACUCGAGCGAGCUCGUGUCUACGCACGGCUACUCACAGAACCAGAUCCUAGUCUGGAAGUACCCCUCGCUCACGCAGGUGGCGAAACUCACAGGUCACUCAUACCGCGUCCUAUACUUAGCACUCUCCCCGGACGGCGAGGCGAUAGUGACGGGCGCCGGAGACGAGACGCUACGCUUUUGGAACGUUUUCUCCAAAACGCCGUCACACAAAGAGAACAAGAGUGUCCUCAACCUCUACACGGCACUCAGAUAAACUUAUCACUUAGAUUUAUAUGCCCAAACCUUGGAAAAACGAUCCGUUUUGUUUACGAACGGUUCCUGUUUGACACUUGUCUUAUGUCUCACUACCAUUCGUAAGCAAAGCGAAUAAGUUGUUCGGAGGUCGGGCAAUAGUUUACCUUUGUAUAUACUAGCUUUAUUUAUUUAUAGGCGUUUAACCCAUACGGUGUUUCGAAGUAUUUUUUUGGGAGUUAAAAUAAGCUGGACUAUUAGUUCGUUUGUAAUUCGUGUUGUUUGGUUUUGGUGGUUUGUUUGUUUAUAUAAAAGUAUAUAUAUUUUUUGGAUUUUUCCAACUAUUUAUUUGGAAGAGAUCUUGCUUUGAACGGUAGUCUCCUACGUAGUUGGUAACAUCUUUUGGUCGCCAUUAGUUUGAUAGAAGUUUCAAACGAAUCACCAUACUGUACCAAAUUAUUAUUUUUUAAAUUAUGUACACUAGUUUGUGUAUAAAUUAUACAUAUACUGUACAAUGUACAUUUGUUUAGACGUAUUGUACAUAGAUAACUGUACAGUUUACGGUGACUGCGGUUCUUUGAUAGAAUCGUGGCGCCUUACUUAUAUUUCUAUGUAUUUACUGAAACAAGGUGCGGACAAAGACUUAAAGGUUAAAUACAUAGACAGCAUUUAGAUUGGAAGCUGAAAGUAUGAAUUUUGUGCAGUUUUCAUUACUACGCAUAUUUUUCUUUAGCUUUUAUUCCAAAUGACCUUUAUCUGUUUAACCCCAAAUCGUGAUGAAUUUAAAUUCCAAAAAAUACAAAAAAAACCGAGCAUUUAAAUGACUAUAACACAAUUUGUCCAAAGAAAAGGUGAUAUAACCAAACUGCUGGGCAGGUAGCGAUCGUGUCUUUAGUCUGUCCUCUGUUUCAAACAAUUAGACGAUAGAGAGGCUGGAAUAUUUAUUACAACCAACAAAUGUAUAGAUCUGCUUUAGUAGAUAAUGUUCUAUGCAGUCGGCGUAAAGUCCAUUAUUUAACAACUAUAUUUUCAAUACAUACUGGAAAUACUAUAAGCUUAGUUCUCUUUAAUGAUUGAGGAUCGUACCUAAGGAUGGUGGAGAUUUGCCAACGAAUUUUGUUCAAUUUGUCGUAAGGCGCGGUUGUUUAAAAUUCGUUCGCAAGAACCAAGUUCCUAUGUUUCUCAAGCUAAAUGGACUUUACCUACCAAACAGGCAUGAUUAUAAAUAUAAUAGUUGUCUACUAUAAAUAAGUCCUGCCUCUCUAUCCUCUACAAACAUUUUGACAUAACCCCUAUACAGAUAAUAAUGAAUUGUGAGAAAUAAUUUUUGAAAACUUUACUUUCAAUUUUGAGAUAUAUUUCAUCAAAAAAAUUACGUUUCGACUUGCGACAGCUAAUUUAGUAAAACAUUCUUUUGUUUAACUAAUUAUUACGUUUUUCUGUUCCAGCUAUAUUUUUUUCGACUUUAUCAGUUGAUAGAAAGGUAUUUAAGUAUAGUAUCAUUCUCUUAAAUGAUUUACGUCGAAAGUUGUUCGAGAUAUUUUUAGGGCGGUGAAAAUUAGGAGAAAAAUUUGAACGAGAUAUAAGCGUACAAUAGUACCAGGCUUGUAACAGCUAAAUCUUUAUUAAUUUUAGUUAUAAAUAAAUGGAAUCGCAUUUAUUAAAUGUAAAAUUGAUUUAAGAAAACAAACGGGAGGUGCCUCAAUUGAUCUCAUUAACAACCUUAUGAUCUUGUCUAUGGCAAUACAAUAUUUUUUAAUUACUUUUUCUUCUUUACGUUAUUUAUUGUUUCUUUUGAAGUAGUUUGUAUUUAUUCAUAUUAUUGUUGCUUGUAGCUAUUUUUAAUUAAGCCGUUAACAUUACUCCUUAUAUUUUUCCAAAAUUGUAAUUUUCUAAAUACUAGUGACGUUUCUGAGGCACCUUCAAGUUCCUUAUAUAUUAUGUGUAAAAUUAAUUGUCCUAUUAGAUACGUAGAUAUUCUGUAAGAUCUAUUUGAUCCGUGCAAUGUAGUUAAUAAAAAUUGUAUUGUGUAUAUAAUUGAGUGUGACUAUAGAAAAUAUAACUAAUGGAGUUUUCAAUCAAUUUUGCAGUGUUCUAUCAAGAUGAUUUGAUAGAUGAAUAAAUGGGAAAGGGAAAUGUUCUUACUGGUAUUUAACUACUAUUGAAUUUCGUAUCUUAGGUAGAAAAAUAUAACAAAUGCAUUGAACCACUUUUCAAUAAGUUCGAUGUUAAAAAUUCAUUUGUCGGUCUUUGCUAUUCUCGAGGUCAACUAUGAAAACCCAAUUUAAUUUAAAAAUAUCGUCUCGUCUUCAUAGAACUCUGUUUUCAAGUGAAUUAUGUUCCAAAAUGGCUUCGGAACCAAAAAUAUCAUUUUUGAUUGAAUUUUGAAAAAGUGUGUUUGUUCCGGUGUGUUACGAAUAAAAAUUGAGAUUGUGUGAAUCAGUUAGAAGUUAAAUUAAUCAGUUUACGAGAUGCGUUUUGUUUUGUUUAUUUGUUUUCAACUGUUCAAUAUCAUAAUCAUAGAAAAUAACUGUGCUGCCAGCAAUAAGCUUAAUUAUAUUUUCUAUAAUGUGAUCUGACAGGUGAAAAUUUUCAUGUGGUAAUACUAAUAGUUUAAGAGACAAAAACGUUACAACAUAUCCAUCGAUUUCAGUUGUUGAUAACCAAAUGCAUUCCUUAUUACAUGCUUUUCAAUAGUUCAAAUAAAUAAGUAAAUUGUCAAUAAGUAAAGCUAAAAAUAUGACUUAAACGUUCUUUUCUCUCAGACUAUAAAUGAAAAUACAUAUUAUUAAUGCGUCAAUACACACUUUCCGUAAUUAUAAUUAAACAAAACUUUCGAUAUUAAAAAAACUUUCUUCCUAACGUAUCUAAUGCCUAAACAUUCUUUCUAAAAUUCCUUGUAUAUUAAAAUGUAGUAUCUUAAGAGUUAAUAGCUGACUACUAUUUAUAGAAAAAGAGUUAUUUAUAUAAAAUAGAGAGUGAAUAAUAUAUUAAACUUGUAUAGACUGACGUAUCCAUUUUAUGUUGUUAAUUUUUAAUAUGUAUUUUAGAAUUAAAUGUUUGAUUGUGUGCUGUA